Messenger RNA from Xiphias gladius (swordfish), 3254 nucleotides. Its product is annotated as complement factor I-like. The coding region runs from base 889 to 2487 and encodes 532 amino acids. NCBI's taxonomy places the organism in Eukaryota, Metazoa, Chordata, Actinopteri, Istiophoriformes, Xiphiidae. Gene Ontology annotation, cellular component: membrane. Gene Ontology annotation, biological process: proteolysis. The transcript is spliced from 16 exons. Gene Ontology annotation, molecular function: serine-type endopeptidase activity; protein binding. The record is from RefSeq and is a predicted model, not a curated record.
CGUUGCUCCUGCAAGCCGGGCUACCUAUGUCCCGCGGAGGGCAUGGUCCCAGUUUGCGGGCACAGCAACAGGCAGCUUAGGUCCUAUUGCCAGGUAACGACAUGCACCAUAGCCGCCGAGCAAGGCGCCGUCGUCGCCAGCCAGAGUCUCGGGUUGAAUUCCCGCUGGCGCCGCUCUUACCAAAGAUGUUAAGGUUUAAAAAGAACUCGUACCGGAGACUUCGCAUACGUUGUCAAUCAGCUUCUUAAUGAGCGAUGGAGUUGUCCACAAUAUAUUCAGCAGAAGUCAGAAUAAUUGGUCAUUAAUAAUAAGUUUUCCUCACAUAUGAAAUUUUUGUUUUCGUCUGCGCUCUGGUUAAGUUCAGGUUUGAAAAAGUGGGAGUCGUCUUAUAUUCGAAGAUGAGACGAUUACAAGUUGACAACAUGAGAUUUUCUCUCUGAAUGGAGAGAGUUUCACCGUCUUCUGCGCCGAGUUUUGCUUUAGGCUUAGUGAGUCUUUCAGAGUCAGUGCUUUAUGAGCCCAGUUUAAUCUGCUGGAGCUCCUGAAGGCCGGUGUAACGUCCUUUUAAAUAAAUUAAAGACGGCUGAAAAAGGAGUUCGUAGCGUCUCCCGACGUCUUCGCCGCUGAAACGAACCAGUGAGGGAAAAAAAUCUGUCAAACAGCCAAGAAUCUCGGCUGUCUCAGACGACGAGCUCAGAAAGACGGAAGCCUGAAAAAUAGCGUCAGAGAGAAUGAUUCUGACGACUGAUAGACAAGACACACUGAUGUGUGUUUACGUAAGAGAAAAGGCUUCAGUGAUGAGGACUCUCUUCACCUUGGAUUAAUGGGAGCUCAGGGAAAGUCUCCCAACAGGACGAGUGUCAAAGUGCUUCCUGUCCUCAAAGAGCGAUGGCCGUCUCCUGUCAGACCAGGGAACCCUUCAUGUCCCACUUCGGAACAACCUGCACAGCCGAUCAGCCAAAGUUCAGAGGUUCCGUAGAGCCGGGCACGGGACUAGUGAGGCUCUUUGUUCCCGGCGCCGGGAGCUCUGGAGGAGGUGGGGAGGAGGUACUGGUGUGUGCGGAGCUGUGGGACAUGGCCGCUGCCAACGUGGCCUGCAAGGAGGACGGACACCCGCUUGGCGCCGCGUCAGCUGGCACCACGCCGUACAUCACCUCGGGUAAUUUGCCGGGCAAAUGUGUGAGCGUCCGUUGCCAAGGUUACGAGAACUCCCUGGCCGAAUGUGUGAUCUACGACAAGGUCGGCAUUGACAACGGGGACGUUGCUACGGCAACCUGUUAUCAGCCACCAGACGAGGAGUGCGACUUCAGAUGUGUGAACGGGAAGUGCGUGUCUCUCGGUCAGACGUGCGACGGCGUCGACGACUGUGGCGACCGAAGUGACGAGAUGUGCUGCGAGGGUUGCAGGAACGGGGCUUUCCGCUGCAGCACGGGUGUGUGUUUGCAUAAAGAAGCCGUCGGUGACGGACUGAUCGACUGCCUGGAUGGCGAGGAUGAAUCAAAGAAACACACAAAGCCAGAGACGUCGCUUCCUGUUCUCACGAACACAGAGUACACCUCUCCUAAAAAUGAACUGAAGGCCACCAGAGCACAUCUGGAGUCCCAGCUGUACUGUGGGGUUCCUAAUACAAGCAGUUUGAAUGAUGAUGAUGAUGAAGAGGAGCGAGGAAGAGCCAGGCGCUUCAGGAGGUUGGUGGGAGGACUGCCGACAAAACCGACUCAGAUCCAGUGGCAGGUCGCCAUAGAGGUGAACAGGAAGAUUGACUGUGGAGGAGCUUAUAUCGGAGGCUGCUGGGUCAUCACCGCCGCUCACUGCAUCGGACCCAACCCUUCUCUGUCAAUAACAAACACUGGAGUUUCUGGUCAAGACGGCCAAGACAACACUAAGCCUAAUCUUGCUGGGUUUAUGGUGAAGUUUUCUCUCUGGCGGAGGAACAGAGCUCAGAGCUCAACAGACAUCGUUCCUGUUCACAACAUCCACAUCCACCCCAAGUAUAACCCCGUCACCCGUGAGAACGACAUCGCUCUGGUGCAGCUGAAGAAACUUCCGAUGACCGAGGAGUGUUUGAUGAGCAACCCUGCGAUCAGCCCUGUCUGUGUUCCCUGGACCACCAGGCUCUUCCAUGCCAACCACAGCUGUACCAUCUCUGGAUGGGGACAAAGCGCAGAUGGUAGACUGUCUCAGGUCUUACAGUGGGCUAGCGUCUCCCUCAUUGGAGACUGUCAGAGAUUCCACAAUGACAGCUUUAAACCUGGCAUGAUCUGCGCAGGUGAACUGGACGGCAGCGUUGACGCCUGUCAGGGGGACGAUGGAGGUCCACUGGUGUGUGAGGAUGAAUUAGGUGUUUCUUACCUGUGGGGCAUCGUCAGCUGGGGGCAGGGAUGUGGCCGGCCGAGAUCUCCUGGAGUUUAUACACAGGUUGCUCAUUACUUCGAGUGGAUCAGACUACAUACAGGCUGGCCUGCGGUGACCAAGUUCAACUCCUAGGAAACACUCUAACACAACCACUGACAUAAGGAUUACAUUAAUACUUCACCGUGGCUACAGCCAUGUACAGACAGAUUGUGACUGUAACUCUCUUAAUUUUCAACUAAUAAGUUAUUAAUUUGCUGCUGUAGAGAGGAGAUAAAAGCUAUUUCAACCAUUAGCAUUGUGUAGGUUUAUUAAUGUACUGUUAAUAAAACAUAUUCAUGUGAUUACUAAGUUGAUUGGUGUUAUUAACACCUGUGUAUUCAUGUUGAUUAAUGUGCAUUGUCACUCAUGACCUUUCCAUGGUGGACAUACAAACACACGUGGACACAGUCUGUGCCCCAGAUUGCUUCAGCUCAUUGAUCUUGUACGGGCAGGUGUGUUUAGUGGGGGUUGCGUUUGUGGUUGUGUGGACAUGUGGGGAAAACCCAGAUUCCAUUCACCUGAAACCACAGCAAUGAAUUUCACUACAGAAACACGAACAUGUGGAUGCGACCAUCAGUUGGGAGGUUGGGAGUUUGACCUCAGUCUGAGCCCGAGCCCUUUCUGUGCCAGUUUUUUGUGUUGUUUCUCUUAGUCUAAACACACUCUUGCAGCCUUUUUGACAGUGUGUGUUGAGUCCGAUUUUGCUCUAUAUUUCUCUUGUCAAAAAAUCCAAUGAAAAGACCCAAGCCAACAAUGUGUUAAUGCAUCGCUCAACCCUUUCUGAUUCCUCUCCUCUGUCCGUGGCUCUGAGGAGGCACAUUUUUAAAAACACCUCACAAAUAUAUUGCUUGAUAUUUUUA